Symphalangus syndactylus (siamang) is the source of this 5410-nucleotide messenger RNA. RefSeq names its product ubiquitin specific peptidase 22 (gene USP22). The record is from RefSeq and is a predicted model, not a curated record. Lineage: Eukaryota; Metazoa; Chordata; Mammalia; Primates; Hylobatidae. Gene Ontology annotation, molecular function: zinc ion binding; cysteine-type deubiquitinase activity. Gene Ontology annotation, biological process: protein deubiquitination.
CGCGACGCCCUCCACGAACCGGGAGAUCGCAGCGCAGGAGGUCCGCAGCAGCUGCAGCUUGGGGGCGGUGCCUGCCCCACAGCCUCCCCUCGGCGAUCGCGCAGCCCCAUCUUUGUCGGACCUCCGCGCUUUGUUCUCGGCGCCAGUGUCUUGGCCGGCCAGGCCCGCCGCCUAGCAGCCCCCACGCCGCGCUGGCGUCGUCCUCGCCUCCCUCGCCUCCGCCCCCCGCGCGCGGCCGGGCCUUGCCCGCCAUGGUGUCCCGGCCAGAGCCCGAGGGCGAGGCCAUGGACGCCGAGCUGGCGGUAGCGCCGCCGGGCUGCUCGCACCUGGGCAGCUUCAAGGUGGACAACUGGAAGCAGAACCUGCGGGCCAUCUACCAGUGCUUCGUGUGGAGCGGUACGGCUGAGGCCCGCAAACGCAAGGCCAAGUCCUGUAUCUGCCAUGUCUGUGGUGUCCACCUCAACAGGCUGCAUUCCUGCCUCUACUGUGUCUUCUUCGGCUGUUUCACAAAGAAGCAUAUUCACGAGCAUGCGAAGUCAAAGCGGCACAACCUGGCCAUUGAUCUGAUGUACGGAGGCAUCUACUGUUUUCUGUGCCAGGACUACAUCUAUGACAAAGACAUGGAAAUGAUUGCCAAGGAGGAGCAGCGAAAGAUGCUUAUAGUGGUUGACAGUGAUAGUGACAUAGUGACACACUUGGAACUGUCCUUCAUCUGCUUAGGUGUUGGAGAGAAGUUUUCAACUUGGGAACCAACCAAACGGGAGCUUGAACUGCUGAAGCACAACCCGAAAAGGAGAAAGAUCACCUCGAACUGCACCAUAGGUCUGCGCGGGCUGAUCAACCUUGGGAACACGUGCUUCAUGAACUGCAUCGUGCAGGCCCUGACCCACACGCCACUUCUGCGGGACUUCUUCCUGUCUGACAGGCACCGCUGUGAGAUGCAGAGCCCCAGCUCCUGUCUGGUCUGUGAGAUGUCCUCACUGUUUCAGGAGUUUUACUCUGGACACCGGUCCCCUCACAUCCCGUAUAAGUUGCUGCACCUGGUGUGGACCCACGCGAGGCACCUGGCAGGCUAUGAGCAGCAGGACGCCCACGAGUUCCUCAUCGCGGCUCUGGACGUGCUCCACCGACACUGCAAAGGUGAUGACAAUGGGAAGAAGGCCAACAACCCCAACCACUGCAACUGCAUCAUAGACCAGAUCUUCACAGGCGGGCUGCAGUCAGACGUCACCUGCCAAGUCUGCCAUGGAGUCUCCACCACCAUCGACCCUUUCUGGGACAUCAGCUUGGAUCUCCCCGGCUCUUCCACCCCAUUCUGGCCCCUGAGCCCAGGGAGCGAGGGCAACGUGGUAAACGGGGAAAGCCACGUGUCAGGAACCACCACUCUCACAGACUGCCUGCGACGAUUCACCAGACCAGAGCACUUGGGCAGCAGCGCCAAGAUCAAGUGCAGCGGUUGCCAUAGCUACCAGGAGUCCACAAAGCAGCUCACUAUGAAGAAACUGCCCAUCGUAGCCUGUUUUCAUCUCAAACGAUUUGAACACUCAGCCAAGCUGCGGCGGAAGAUCACCACGUAUGUGUCCUUCCCCCUGGAGCUGGACAUGACCCCUUUCAUGGCCUCCAGCAAAGAGAGCAGGAUGAACGGACAGUACCAGCAGCCCACAGACAGUCUCAACAAUGACAACAAGUAUUCCCUGUUUGCUGUUGUUAACCAUCAAGGGACCUUGGAGAGUGGCCACUACACCAGCUUUAUCCGGCAGCACAAAGACCAGUGGUUCAAGUGUGACGAUGCCAUCAUCACCAAGGCCAGCAUUAAGGACGUCCUGGACAGCGAAGGGUACUUGCUGUUCUAUCACAAACAGUUCCUGGAAUAUGAGUAGCCUUAUCUGCAGCUGGUCAGAAAAACAAAGGCAACGCAUUGGCAAGCCUCACAAAGUGAUCCUCUCUGCCCCCCUGCCUCCCGCCGCCUCCCCGGCCUGGUGACACCACCUCCCAUGCAGAUGUGGCCCCUCUGCACCUGGGACCCAUUGGGUCGGGAUGGACCACACGGAUGGGGAGGCUUCCGGAGCUGCUUUGAAGGUGGAUGAGAUGAGGGGUGUGCUCUGGGUGGGAGGAGCAGCGUACACCCGUCACCAGAACAUCUCUUGUGUCCUCAUGAUAUGGGGGUGCAACGGGGGCCUCACAGCACAGAGUGACUGCCGCCUGGCAUUCCCCAGCACUCGGUGUGGAAAGGCCCCUACCUGCUGUAAGAUUAUGGGUCCAUUAAAGCAGUAAGCUGAAGACACAGAGGUGUAGUGUGCGGGACAGCGGGCCUUGCAGAUGCCUUUCUGUUGGUGUUUUAGUGUUAAAAUACGGGGAGUAUGGAACUCUUCACCUCCAAAAAGUGUUAAAAUACGGGGAGUAUGGAACUCUUCACCUCCAUUUUCUCAGCGGCUGUGAAGCAGCCUCCUAGCUUCGGAAGUAAGGACACUACGUCGCGUUUUCAAGCGUGUCUGUUCCGCAGGUAACUUAGCAUCAAGCUGCACGUGGAAGCAUUUUGCAGUUUUCUAGAAACAGGCAUUUUCUUAUCCCUCUCCCGCUCCUUUUUCCACAAAGGUGAAUUUCAUAAAUGUAAAGUAGUAAAGUGAAUGAAUUACUGAGUUUAUACUGAAAUUUAGGGAACUUCUCCUUUAGUCUUGCUUUUUAAUCGGUGCCAUUUAUGUUGCUGUCCGCCCUGUGGCCCUGUGUGCCUGGCUCCUCUGGGUGCCUUGGUGUCUGCCGGUGGCUGGCAGUGAGCGCAGCGGAGGAGAGUCGUGCUGCAGCUCAUACGGUGUCUCUGUCAUCUCAGUCUGGAGUAAAUGCAGCCUCUGCCAGUGUCCGAUGGGUUCCCUCCCUCGUAUUUCUGUCUGCCUUCUGUCCCAUUGCCUGGCUACCGCUGCCUGGCAGCCAAGGGUGUUGGUCGCGAAGCUGGAGUGGCCUCUGGUGGAGCCUGCAUCUUGUCUCGUCUGCCUCUGCUUUACGUUUGGUGUACUUUCGGGCGUGGUGGCAGUAAAAGGACAUCGUGAUUGAGCUUGUCAGCAGAGCUGAAAGAGAAAGUAGAAGGAUGUGCAUUGUUCCUUGUAAGAUAUCUUGCAUGUAUCUGUGUAUUCAAAUUCAAACAGAGGUGGUUUGUCCAUUUGUCCACUGAGAAAUUAUAAACUAGGGACAAGGGGGAGGAAAAGUACUGAAAUAUAGUUUAUGAAGCAACUGUGUCUCGGGCUGUGCUUGUCCCAGGAGACCCAGCUGCAUCUGAACUGAGGCUUCUUCAGUCCUGCAGGAACAGGAUCAUCCGUUUCAGCGGUGGGCAGAUGUUUUUAUAGACAGCCAGGGAGUAAACACUGUUGGCUCUGUGGGCUGUAUGGUCUCUGCCAUAAAUAGUACAGAGGUGUGGCUGUGUCCAGUACAACUUUUAGACACAGAAAUCUGAAUUACAUAUAUUGUUCCGUGUCAAGAAACUUAAGAUUUUUUUUUUUUUUAACUAUUUAAAAACCUGAAACCUAUUCUUAGCUCACAGGCCAUGGAGAAGCUGGUGGGGACCAGACCCAGCUCCUUAGCUGGCUGGGGAGGGGGCAGUGACAGUGGCAGCUGAGUAGCUACUCACUGCUCAGUGUAGAAAACAUGAGAACACAGGACUUGGCGAUCACAGCCCGUAGAACCAUCAUGUGUGGCAGAAGCCUGAGGGAUGUGGUCUCUUGCCCACGUGCUCAGUUCAUUUUCUGUUGUCUUUCUGCAUUUAAAGAAUUCACUUGGAAGCAUGUUUUACAAAAUGAAUUAUCAGAGAAACAGAGAUGGGCCGAGAUUUUCAGAAAUGGCCCCAUGUGACCAAGUUCUGCUGUGUGGGGUGACAGUGCUUUGAAGAUCUCUUUUGAGGAUGAGCAGUCUUUUUUUUUUUUUUUUUUUUUGAGAUGGUGUUUUGCUCUCACUGCCCAGGCUGGAGUGCUGUGGCACAGUCUUGGCUCACUGCAGCCUCCACCUCUUGGGUUCAAGCAGUUCUCCCAAGUAGCCUCCCAAGUAGCUGGCACUACAGGCAUGCGCCACCAUGCCGGGCUAAUUUUUAUAUUUUUAGUAGAGAUGGGGUUUCAGCGUGUUGGCCAGGAUGGUCUCAAACUCCUGACCUCAGGCGAUCCACCCACCUCAGCGUCCCAAAGUGCUGGGAUUAUAGGCGUGAGCCACUGCGCCUGGCCUAUGAGCGGUCUUUUAAUCAGGAACAAAUCUAGUGGAAAGGAGAGUUGCAAGUUGGCCCAGAGGAUUGUGAGCUGGGCAGUGCCUCCCUGAAGGCUUGCCACUUUGGGACGCCCUGGUUUCCUGGGGUGUCUUGCGGAGUGCAGAAGGCAGUGUGUGAGCCUUGGGCCUUUCUGGCAGCUGCACGGGUUUGGCCAGACCCUUCCUCCCCUCCCGCCGGCCAACCCCUAGUCCCCUUCCUGUCUCCACUUGCAUUCAGGGGUGGCUGCUGUUCUGAGAACAUUAGAACUGGGAAGAGAGAUGGAGUCACAUGCAUUCUUGGUGGGCAGCAUUCUAAACUUUUGUAUCCAAGUUAGUCCCCCUUAUUCCACUGUGGCAUUGCCGUUCUAAGCAGUUACCCAAUGCCUGCUGCUGAAGAGCUGCUCACAGGAGGCGGUGGCGGCCCUGGUACUGCCCCUUGCAUUAGGUCUUGUGUUUGAUGUGCUCUUGUGAAUUUACUUUGUCAGAACAAAAUAUUUACGUGUUGGGUUCAGGAAUCUCUCCUUUCAGCUCCCCAUCUGGCUAUGAAAUUCAGGAAACCUCCCGUUGCCUAGUAAUCACCCCAUGUAGGUGUAAAUUGUGACAAAGUGCAUCUGACCACUAAGGGGCCCCCUUGGUGACCCCAACACAUUCACAGCAGUGUUAAAAUGGCCUGCGUUUCGGAGAUGCUGGCUGGCCUUUCAGUGCCUCCCAGGAAGACACAUGGCCUUUCCCUCUUCAGAUGCCUGAAGGGAGUGCUUUGAGGCAGGGGAUGUGCUGGGAGUGAGGGCGGCCUCCCUCUGGCCCCGGGGCCCUCUGUGGACCUGGGCUCCCUCCGUGGACCUGGGCUUCCUGGUGAGCACUGCAACCUCCCUGGGCGUUCCCUCCAGCACCACCACCACUGCAACAUAUAGACCCGAGUGCUGUUGUAUUUUAGCUUGGUGUGUAUGCUUUUCAUUGUGUAAAAUUGCUCUUCUUUUGACAAUUUAAGUGAUUGUUUUGUUUACUGUGUUUGAAAAUAAAAAUUAAGAAAAAAAAAUUCCAAUGACUGUGCUGUGGUUGGAGACUUCAUUUACCAAGAUGUUUACUCUUUCCUUUCCCCUCCCACUUUGAGGAGCUGUGUCACUCCUCCCCCCCCCCCCCAUGCUUUGUAGUCUCCUAUGUCAUAAUAAAGCUACAUUUUCUCCGAAAA